AUGGGCGACAUUCCCGAAGGAGACGCAUCUAGAGGAGAGAAGAUCUUCAAAACCAAGUGCUCUCAGUGUCACACGUACGAGAAAGGAGGUCCAACGAAGCAAGGGCCGAACUUGCACGGACUCUUCGGACGUCCGGCAGGCUCUGUACCUGGUUUUGCGUAUACGGCUGCAAACAAGAACUCUGGUGUUGUAUGGAAAGAUGAAACACUAUUCGAAUAUUUAGAGAACCCAAAGAAGUAUAUUCCUGGCACGAAGAUGGUUUUCGCAGGUUUAAAAAAGCCGCAGGAACGAGCAGACUUGAUCGCUUUCCUCAAGAAAGCGACGAGCGAGUAA
Molecule: messenger RNA, 333 nt
Organism: Cyanidioschyzon merolae strain 10D
Lineage: Eukaryota; Rhodophyta; Bangiophyceae; Cyanidiales; Cyanidiaceae
Product: similar to cytochrome c
Exons: 1
Coding region: 1-333 (110 amino acids)
Biological process (GO): mitochondrial electron transport, ubiquinol to cytochrome c; mitochondrial electron transport, cytochrome c to oxygen
Cellular component (GO): mitochondrial intermembrane space
Molecular function (GO): heme binding; electron transfer activity
Source: RefSeq, a predicted model, not a curated record